This is a messenger RNA of Danio rerio (zebrafish), 1179 nucleotides long. NCBI's taxonomy places the organism in Eukaryota, Metazoa, Chordata, Actinopteri, Cypriniformes, Danionidae. The record is from RefSeq and is a predicted model, not a curated record.
GGAACUAAUGCGGAUUAACCUGAAUACACACUAUAAAGACUGAAAGAAGACUCCACGACGGAGACACACACAACAAACACACAGAGAGAGGAAUAAAACUGAGAUAAAACACCCGCCAUCGUCGACUGAAGAGGAGAAAUAAACACAAUGACACAGAAAAAGGUGGCUCCAGCAGAUCAGGCUGUUGAAGGAAGCAAACCUCCAAGCUACGAGGAGGCAAACGCAGGAUGUCCUGGUUAUUACUAUGGCGACGGAGGGUUUACCUGGGACGACGCUUCUGUAAGACGAAUCUUCAUACGAAAGGUUUAUUCCAUUCUGAUGCUGCAGCUCUUCUCCACAGUUGCCGUUAUUGCUCUCUUCACUUUCCACGCUCCAGUCAGGAUGUACAUUCAGACUCAUCCAAUCCUGUACUCCGCCUCCAAUCUCCUGUUUCUUAUCACAUACAUUUCAUUGGCCUGCUGUGGUGAUCUGAGGAGGCAGUUUCCAUGGAAUCUUAUUCUGCUUACAGUCUUUACUCUGAGCAUGGCGUGCAUGUUGGGUUUUAUCUCCAGUUUCUACAACACUAAAGCGGUGGUUCUGUGUAUCGGCAUCACAGCGGUCGUGUGUUUGUGUGUGACGCUCUUCAGCUUUCAGAGCAAGAUUGACAUCACAUCUUAUCAAGGUCUGCUCUUCAUCCUGUGUAUGGUGAUGUUUUUCUGCGCCAUCGUCAUGGGCUUUGUGGUUCCCUUCGGCUAUGUUCCAUGGCUGCACGCGGUCUACUCCAGCAUAGGAGCCGUCGUCUUUACAAUGUUUCUAGCCUUCGAUACGCAGCUGCUGAUGGGGAAUAAGCAGUACACGCUGAGUCCUGAAGAGUACGUGUUCGCCACGCUCAGCCUGUAUCUGGACAUCGUGUAUCUGUUCACCUUCCUGCUGCAGAUGUUCGGACAGGGCCGAGACUGACCAGCAUCACACACGGGAUUCAAGGUGCACUGAGAUAUUGAGGGAAACAACACUCACGGCCAAUCAGAAGCAAGAGGGCGUGGCUUGUUGUUACUAAAGCUGAUACAUCAAAAGAGGCGGGGCCUGUGGUGUAACAUGCAUGUUUGUUUUGGUGCUUUCAUGCUAAAUUAUUAGCCAUUUUGUGAGAUUAUUUUUCAGAUAUUUCCUUCAAGUGCUGAAAAACACAUUUUUAAACAUAUU